Emericellopsis cladophorae is the source of this 897-nucleotide messenger RNA. RefSeq lists its product as uncharacterized. Bases 1 to 897 code for a protein of 298 amino acids. The record is from RefSeq and is a predicted model, not a curated record. Lineage: Eukaryota; Fungi; Ascomycota; Sordariomycetes; Hypocreales; Bionectriaceae. The transcript is spliced from 2 exons.
AUGAGAGUACAGUCUACUACCCACGAAGAAAGCCUCAUCGUCGGGUCGAAGGAUGAUCCUAUAUGUGUGGGGGACUCCGAAUCCGAUGAUUCAGACGACACGUCUAGCAACAGUGAAGACCAAGACAAGCACACCGAAGAACCUGGCCAGCGUGUAGACUCCCAGGAUGUCGAUCAAGUGGACUUGAGCGAUGAUGACAUUUCCUCGGCAUCCCAACAAAACGUCCCAUCAUCUAAACCUCCGCCGCGGCCUGCCAUUCGGGUGAGGCCACCGGAAGAUGACAUUAUAGUUCCGGACAACGGCACUGUCUUUAUCCAUCCUGUUGGGAAGCAUGUUCUGAAACCAGGGACGGUCUUACCUCGACCAGAACCGAUGAAGGGGAUGCUUCGCUAUAAGCACAUGUACAGGCUGCGAGAGGAGCCCGACAUAACGCCCGCGCAAGUCGAAUACAUCGCAGCCUUUGACGAAGUGGUGGAUGACCACGAUAUCAACGCGCGAACCUACUUCCCUGCCGCCUGGAGGGACUUUGUGGCGCGGAAAAGGGAGUGGAUCAGUGAACGACAGCACCGUGUCGACGAAUUCGAGAAGCAGAAGGACUUUUUACUGCGAGUCGGGUUCCUUCAACAGGAGGAUGUUGACGGCAUCGAGCCGAUGGUCACAGCACGAGGCAAACGCGUCGAGGAGGAUCCACCGCCUGUGCGACCACAGACCAGGUCAACCCGAAGCGGCUGUGGCGUCUGCCAUAAACCGGUGACUGUGGCCCGAGCUGAGCAGCGACACGAGGGUCCCAAGCAAUUUCACAUUGCGUGCGUAUUGCCACCGAGGAUCACUAUCCAGCAGAAGAAGACAUUUUUCCAAGAUAAAAAGACAUACAAAUGCGAUGCGUGCAAGGCUUGA